Molecule: messenger RNA, 537 nt
Organism: Striga asiatica
Lineage: Eukaryota; Viridiplantae; Streptophyta; Magnoliopsida; Lamiales; Orobanchaceae
Source: the annotation of a GenBank genome assembly
AUGGCGUCUUCAGCUAAAGGGGCGGUGUGGAAGGAAGGGCAGGCGGAAGGGUCGCCUUGGCCCAAUUGGAUUACGGGUCGGGUUUCGUUCGGGUCGAGGUUCUCCGUGAGUUUGUUAAGCACUCCUCUGAUAGUAAAGGCUGAGGCCUGCAUUCCUAUGCAGACAUUUUACUCACGAAGGACGAUAAUCGAUAACGACGGCAACGGCAGUAGAGGAUACGAGUCUAAUUUAAUCACUGACAAGAACACAAUCCUGUUUGCUUACUCAAGACUCGCAAUCCCUUCUCCUCUAUAUAGACGACGGAAGAGUGUAGAAACUGGUAAAGUCAGUGAUCUGAUGAUUUUCCGGGCUCUCGACCAGAAAACUAUCCACAACAUCUUCCCUGGGCAGCAACCAAUGCUCGACAUCAUUCUCGUCGAAAUCAGGCGCCACAGCAAACUGCUUCAAGUAGUUGCGCAGCAAACGGGUGACAGCUGGCACGUCGUGGGGCUCCAUUUUCCUGAACCCGGGAGCUACAUCCAGCUUCAGAUAAAGUAG